Molecule: messenger RNA, 1293 nt
Organism: Tetranychus urticae (two-spotted spider mite)
Lineage: Eukaryota; Metazoa; Arthropoda; Arachnida; Trombidiformes; Tetranychidae
Source: RefSeq, a predicted model, not a curated record
UACGAUUUAGUGAUCACAACUCUUAGAGUGGAUAGAAGGCCUGAAAACAUCUCAUCAGACUUGAUCCUGCAAAAUCUUCAAGUUGAACGAAAGCUUUAUAACAAAGAAAAUGAAUCUUCAUUGGAAUAUAAAUUAAUAAAAACUCAAAAAAGCUUCUUUUAUGGUUACACCGAAUUGAAUUAUGAGCCUGAACAUCUAGUUUAUGCUCUCAAUAAAAAGUGUUUUCAAGAUGCAAAAAUGGAUGUUUUAACACUUCGAGUAACACCUUCAAAAAAAUUGUCUUCAAUCGAAACAUAUUCAAUGGUCAAUAGAGUCAAGUUGCGUGAAAAUCUCGAAAAGUUAAUAUGUUUCAAGCUUGGAAUAUCUUAUCUGAGGAUAAAAUCGGUUAGAUUUCAGAUUCACAGCACUUAUCUGCUAGCCACAGUCGAAAUUACCGAAAGAUUCGAUUUCGUUGAUUUACCAAGAAAAAGUCAUCGCAAGCUGGAUGUAUCUGGAUUUCUGACAGAUUUUUACUCGGAUAUUGUAACAUGCUUGAGACUUGAAGCCAUGAAAAGAAAUGUCAGUAAAAUUAUCAGCUGUAAUGACAUUAGCCAUGGAUGCAUUGGAAUAGCUCUUGACCAACCUUUGCCUGUGGCAAAUGAAAAUGGCUCAAAUUGUGUUUUAUACAACAAUUUGGAUAAAGUAUUGUAUAAACUUGUUCAAGAGCCAACAUUAAGAGAUCUGAAAAUGUCAUACAAACAUCUGAAUCAAACAACGCUUUCCAGUGCUGAACUAAACUUUGACCUAUAUCUAAUUGACUCAUCGCAAAACGAUAGCCAUUCACCAAUUGAUUCUGAUUCGUUCAAUGUGAAAGUUUAUUGUAGAAAUUGUUUUGGCAACUAUAUAUUUCUUUUACUGAUUGUCGCCCUCGUUUGCGCCGUCAUUGGCUUAGCUGCAAUUGCGUGCAAAUUAUAUCGACGAAACGUUCGAAUCAGCUCAUCUCCGUCAAUUUCACUGACAGUUUUGAAAGAUUCAUAAGAUUAUAACAUUAUCAGUGUAAAUUGGCAACCUUGAAAUACUUACUUAAAUUGUAAACUUACUUUGUGGUUAAAAUGGCGAAUUUUUGUAUUGAACAAUUUCAAAUUAUUGUAUAAUUUCAAUUUAUAAACGGUCGUGGAGACCGCAUCCGCCCUGCACUGCGAGUGUAACUUCUCGGAUUCACUCUUCACACUCUUGUGCGAGAUGAUUAGCUGCAUCCUUAUUCCUGUAACAAGGUGAAAUGAAAUAAAUAAAGUCAAGAAUAACCCUACUGUA